Molecule: messenger RNA, 1229 nt
Organism: [Candida] anglica
Lineage: Eukaryota; Fungi; Ascomycota; Pichiomycetes; Serinales; Debaryomycetaceae
Source: the annotation of a GenBank genome assembly
AGUACGGUAAUAGGACAUAUUAAUAUACAAAAACAGGGGGGGAUAUAAUAUUCUAUUUCUGCCUGAAUAUAAUAAAUUUUAAAUUUCAGACCCGCUCAUUAACAAGAGGGGCAAAAAAAAAAAUAUUAAUCAAGGUUGACAUAAGCUUCCUGUACUGAUGCCUUCAAUACUUCAUACCAGAGAUUGGGGUGACACCACUGUAUGGGGCAAUAGUGGAGGUGCCAGAUGGGCAUUUUUCGCUAUUUUCAUUGUGUUGGUGUUGGUGGUUAUUAUCGGAACCCUUCGUGUGAAUAGACGUCGGUCUCGUCAAGGGGUACAACCAUUAUAUGGUACUCGUUGGAUGACGCCACCGUCAUACAUUCAAUCAGAAAACCAAAACCAAAGACAGCGUAAUGAUCCGGAAGGUGUAUCUCCGUAUGUGCCUACAUACACCGCCGAGGCCACGGACCGGGACAUGGGCUACUACGAUGCUAAUGGAGAAUUCCAUCCUGCGCAAAAGGGCAGCGGUCCCAACAAGUCGCCCACUAGUGGCGGUGGAAUCACUUUUACAGGUAUGGGGUCUUCAUCCAACGGGGUGAUAUCAUCUCCUCCACCAACUCAUAAUAGAAACUCUUCUGUAAAUGACGGGAUCCCUCUUGGUGACGUGCCCCCAAGAAGAACCGACAGCAUCUCUGGAGGAGGAUAUACCUUUGAAGGUGGUGACCCGAUCCAACCACCACCAGGCCCACCACCGGGCCAAGCCGGUCACCCACUGCCAACGUUACAUGACUACCAUCACGAUGACUCUACCGCGGUGCAAUUCAACGAGGACGAAUUCUUCCGUCCUUCGGGCCCUCCACCUAGAUCAACCACCUUGGAUGGGGUGUCAUCGUCUACUCCUAGUGGCCUGGACAGCUUACCAAGCUUUUCCGAGGGUCCAAACCCACCUGUUUUGAAAACAGGCAAGGGUAAUUGAUCCCAGAGAGAUUAGUAGAUGUAUUCUUUUCUCCUCCAAUCGACAACUCUUACAUGUUGUCCUUAUGCAUAGAACAUAGACAUUUGAAGUAUGACCCGCAUGCGCUUUUAUGAUCUACAGUUAUGGAAUUCUAAUUCUAAACGAUGUGCUCAAUUUCUUCUCUAGCCUUGCAAUUAAUACCAGAGUGGCAUUAUUAGUUAAAUUAAGUAAUUUACCCAUACACCCUUUUCAAGUAAUUUUUAUUUCUAAAAUAAAACGUUUAUAAUUUAUUCAA